AUGGCUGGCAGUGGCACGCCGGAGGAGUUCCUGGGGCAGCAGCAGGGUUUCCUCGCGCGCCUGGAGCCGCCGUCACCGUCCCUCUUCCUCGACCUGCCGCCGACGCCCCGGUCCGAGGAGGACGAGGACGCCUGCUUCGACGACAUGGCGCUCCCCUACAUCUCGCGCCUGCUCAUGGAGGAGGGCACGGACGACCAGUUCUUCUUCCUCUACCCCGACCACCCCGCGCUCCUAAGGGCGCAGCUGCCCUUCGCCCAGAUCCUCGUCCACAGCGGCGGCGGCAGCGGCUCCGCCUCCGCGCUCUCGCCGUCCUGCUCCUCCUCCGACGCCGCCGCCUCCCCCAGCCCCAGCAUCGCCUCGCCCUACGACGCGGUCCAGAUCUCCCGCCCGCCCUACGCCGACGCCACCAGUGCAUCGCCGCACCACCACGGAGUCCAAAACUCCUUUACUGGUAACUGCCUGUUGCCCGGCGACCAGGACAUGCUCAACUUGGCCUUUCUCAAAGGCAUGGAGGAGGCUCAAAAGUUCCUCCCGCCCAACAGCAGCCUCCCGGUCAACAUCGGCUCCACCCUCGCCGCGACGACGGUGGUGGGUGGAGUGCCCACAGGCGGUGGGCUGACGAAAAAGAGGCACAAUCCGGAGCCGGAGGCGGGCAGAGCCACCAAACUGAUCACGCCCGACCAGGAGGAGGAGGAUGGCGCACGCGAGCUGUUCGACGAAAUGAUGUUCCAGGAGCACGAGAUAUGCAUGAAGGGGGUUGAGCAGCCGCGCGUCCCCGUGGAAGCCAAGCCAGCGAGGACCAGCCGGAAGGGGACCGGGAAGAGGGGGCGGCCGAGAAAGGGCAUCGUUGGCAGCGAGAUGGUGGACCUGCACACGCUGCUGCUCAACUGCGCGGAGGCGGUGUCCGCCGACAACCGCUGGGGUGCGAGCGAGCUGCUCAAGAGGAUCAAGCACAACUCGUCCCCGCUCGGGGACGCGGCGCAGAGGCUGGCGCAUUAUUUCGCCGAGGGGCUGGAGGCACGGCUGGCGGGAAGGGGGAGCCAGCUGUACCAGUCGCUGAUGGCGAGGCGCACCUCGGUCGCCGACUUCCUCAAGGCCAACCAGCUUUACAUGGCGGCUUGCUGCUGCAAGAAGGUGGCGUUCGUCUUCGCCAACAAGACCAUCUGCAAUGCUGUGGCAGGGAAAAAGCGGUUGCACAUUGUGGACUAUGGUCUCAACCAAGGAUUCCAGUGGCCAGGCUUGCUACGCAUGCUGGCGGCUAGAAAAGGCGGACCUCCGGAGGUGAGGAUCACCGGCAUUGAUCUCCCUCAACCUGGAUUUCGAGGAUCCGACCACAUUGAAGAUACAGGGCGAAGGCUUGGCAAUUUUGCCCGUGUGUUCGGUGUGCCAUUUAAGUUCCAUGGUAUCGCAGCAAAGCGAGAGACUGUCCAGCCUGAGGACCUGAACAUUGACCGGGAUGAGGUGCUUGUGGUGAUUAGUCUUUGCCAUUUCAGACUUCUGAUGGACGAAAACGUCUGCUUUGAUAGCCCGAGCCCCAGGGAUGAGGUUCUCAACAACAUCAGGAAGAUGCGCCCGGAUGUCUUCAUCCAUGGGAUUAUGAAUGGCUCUUACGGUGCGACGUACUUCCUGACACGGUUCCGGGAGGCGCUGUUCCACUACUCGGCACAUUUCGACCUGCUGGAUGCGACCGUCCCUCGGGACAAUGACGGGCGUAUCCUGCUCGAGCGUGACAUCUUUGGCCGCUCUGCCCUGAAUGUCAUCGCAUGUGAGGGCGCAGACCGGGUGGAACGCCCCGAGACAUACAAGCAGUGGCAGGCGCGGAACCGUCGGGCUGGGUUGAGCCAACUGCCGUUGAAUCCAGAGGUUGUUAGGCUUGUGCUGGACAAGGUCAAGGAUAACUACCACAGAGACUUCGUUGUUGAUGGGGAUCAGCGGUGGUUACUGCACAGGUGGAAGGGGCGUGUGCUCUAUGCCCUGUCAACCUGGAUUGCUGACGAUGCCACCUAGCUUCUUUUCACAAUCUAACAUUGAUUGUAGACAUCAAUAGAUCUACCCUUGUUUAUAUGUUAGCACUUAGCUCAACAUCUAUGUUGCAGAAAGUAGUAACUUCUGUGGUGCCAUGAGGUAGGCAAUUACUUCUACUAUGACCUGGAGGUUCAUUGCAAGUUUUAUUUAUUUCAAAACCACUUGGUUGCUCAUCAUGGAUCACAAAGCAUAGGUGUGAAUUUUUAUUUAUUUUAGAUAUCUACAGAAUUUUGAUGACACUAAAUUGGAUGCUUUGGCCGUCCUGUUGCUGCAGAAUUUGAGUUCAUGCGAUCAAAUUGUUUGGUACUUCCCUUUGGGACUGUGUAGAGUAACCAGAAGUGUGUUGAAACUGUUUGUACUGGCUAGUUGAUGUGCACAUUGUUGAAACUGUAAAGGUGUGAUAGGCUUGACCAUCAUAACAUGAAAUUUGCACUGGUUAUAGUUUCUGUGAACAAUGGGCUCUUAUUUUGUAGCCUAAUUUUGCAAUGGUCUCAGAUAACCUAUGAUCCUAUAACUGCCUCUCUGAAAAGAGGUUAUCUAUGAUAUAACUUCAAAGGCUUGGUGAUAUACUGUAGAAUGAUGACUGUGAGAAAGGUGCAAACAUGCACAAUUGCAGAUUGCAUGUUGCUCCAGCUGUGAACCACUUCUAGGCCCAA
Lolium rigidum is the source of this 2681-nucleotide messenger RNA. RefSeq names its product scarecrow-like protein 33. Gene Ontology annotation, cellular component: nucleus. The transcript has a single exon. Gene Ontology annotation, biological process: regulation of DNA-templated transcription. Gene Ontology annotation, molecular function: DNA-binding transcription factor activity; sequence-specific DNA binding. Lineage: Eukaryota; Viridiplantae; Streptophyta; Magnoliopsida; Poales; Poaceae. The record is from RefSeq and is a predicted model, not a curated record. Bases 1 to 2007 code for a protein of 668 amino acids.